Molecule: messenger RNA, 2907 nt
Organism: Theileria orientalis strain Shintoku
Lineage: Eukaryota; Apicomplexa; Aconoidasida; Piroplasmida; Theileriidae
Exons: 2
Coding region: 1-2907 (968 amino acids)
Cellular component (GO): cytoplasm
Molecular function (GO): guanyl-nucleotide exchange factor activity
Source: RefSeq, a predicted model, not a curated record
AUGUCUACUGAAUGGGUUUGUGAAACUUGCCUUGUGAAAAACGAGGCAAGUCACAAGUCGUGUGUAUGUUGUGGCACACGCAACCGCCUACUAGGGGGCGCAGAGGAGAACUCCUCAGCACACCUAGGCCAACAAGUUACAAACGAUAACAACUCGUUUGUAGAAGAUUCUCGUUCCUUUCUCGAUGAUGUUGAACAGUACAAAGUGGUAAACAGGAUAAGGAUGAAAUUCAACCGCGAGGAUCUGAAAAACACGUCACUGUUUAUGUCUGGCUCCGGAGAGAUGGAACAGAUACCAUACAUGUGUUUAGAUAGACACAUUCCAACGGGAUCAAACAAGGAGGAACCACUAUACGAAUGUUCUAUCCCAACGCCACUGAAAGAAAUGCCGCAGUCAAAAAUAAAAGCAGUGGAAUGCGGAGCACUUCACACAGCAGUGCUGACAUCAGCAGGUAAGGUUUACACAUACGGAUGCAACGACAUGGGAGCACUGGGACGCCUACCUCCAACGAAACACAUUGAUGAAACAAAAGAUCAUGAAGAAGAAUCGGACAAUGUAAAGGAUUUAUAUGAGACAAUCUCCUGGGAACGCGAACCGGGACAGGUGGAAACAAAUUUCAAAGUCAAGGCAAUAUCCUGCGGUGACAACCACACACUUAUGCUGACGCCCUCAGGGGAGGUGUACAUCACAGGAGGAUUCAAAGAUUCGUCAGGCACAAUCGGGAUCGCAGACUACGCGUCUACGGAAGAACUGAAGAAAGUGGAGUACUACUCAGUUCCAGUGAAAGUGCCAAUCACUGAACCCAUACAAAGCAUUGCCUCUGGCGAAAACCACUGCGUGUGCCUCGCACAAGGAGGAAAGAUAAUAUACACGUUUGGAAGCAACGAGUUCUCCCAACUGUUGAUGAGCAACGAAGAAGUGCAGAACCCGACCGAUAAAGAUGUCGAUGUGUCAGAAGUCGCAAACCUGAAGCUGCUGCUGACAUGGCCACAGCGCAGAACCGUUUCAGAGCUCCUGGCACCGCAAAGAGCCACUGCAGGAGAAGGGUCUCCAAAGCCAGGAGAGGAAAACGAAUCUCACGGAAGAACCAAUGGUCUGUCGAACAAAGGCACGGAGCAAUCCGACAAAACGCGCUCGUCCACAGAGAAGACGACGGAAAAUAAGAUUGUGCCGCCAUUGAGAAGAACCAGAGGAAACGAAAACACCAGAGAUUCGAAGGUUAAGCGCUCUGGAAAGAAGUCGGCGAAGAGAGGAAGAGACAGCACGGAAACAAUAACGCGCAUCUUCACAGGAAACUGCACAACGUUCUUUCAAACGAAGAACAUGAGGCUCUACGGAGCAGGAAGAAACGGCCAGGGAGAAGUAGGAGUGGGAAGAGAAGAACGCAUAAUUACGCACGCAACGGAGCUGGAGUUCUUCAGAGGAGUGGAAAUCACGCACUUGAGAGGAGGACAGUUUUUCACAGUCUCACUGGUGGAAAAACGCAUCUUCGUCUGGGGAAUGUCAUCUUACCUGGGCUUGCCGAAGGAGUACGACUCAAAAAACGGAAACCAACAAAUAGGUGCUCCCGACACAGGUAACGCAAAGACAGAGAAGGACGUGGAAAUGAGGGAACAAGAGGAUAUUCCACUGUUUGACGCAUCGGAAAUGUUGACCUUUACAAUAAAAAAGGAGGAUCCGAACAGCGAAAAGUCAGCCUCAGAAGAAAGGAUCAGCACGUUCGCGCCCAAAGAAGAGCACCAGGCACAGUUGAGGACUCCGAGCCCCGACGAAGAGACGAAGAUGGUAAGGCUUAAGAUCUGGUCGCCAAACCAGAAGCCGAACGAAGAAUCAAAGUACAUCGACGUACCCGAGUCGGUCUUCUACAAAAUCUGCAACGAAGAUAUCUCGAAAAUACCGCAGAAAAUUAAGGUAAAGUGCCCGGGGAAGUCCGAGCCUGUGGAGUUCAGAGGGAAGCGAUGCUUCUUUGAGGUCCCGAAGGGCUACAAAGUCCCGGAACACAGAAGUAUUAAGAUUGACCCAAAAACAAAGCAGCCUCUUAACCCGACUCCUGAGCAGAAGGAGUUAUUGAAAAUCUAUGAAUCACAGGAAGAAGAGGCCGGGUCAUUCAGGAAUCUCUCGGGACUAAUUUACCGCCCGUCAACAAUGCAGGCACUGAGUCCUGUCCAGUCACCAAAGCAGGUUCCAAGCCCUGCGCAGCCAACACUAGAGGUUUCGACACCUACACGCCAACCGAAGCAGGUCCUAACUCCUGCACAGCAAACAUUAGAGGUUUCAACACCUACAAAACUACCGGAACAGGCAUCAAACCCUGACUUUCACCAACCACAUCCAAUCACAGGUCAGGCACAAAACCCUGUUCAGACGACAGCACAGGCACAAAACCCUGGUCAUUUAAUAGAAAAGCCACAUGAGCAGGUAAACACACAGUCGCCACUACUUUUACAAAGUCCCUUUUACCAAGAGGUAAAAGAAGAUGAGCCUGGAGGUGGCCCAGGCAACGGCACAGUCCAGCAGCUGAGCGCCUCGGCUGCAAAGAUAAGGAAGGUGAAAGGGCAGAGGCUCAAAGUGGAGGAGGCGGAAGGAGUUGACAGACUGCUCAACUUCGACUACGCGAAGAGGUGCGACGAAGCGUUCGAAACGGGAAGGGCCACGGAGCCAAUUCUGCUUCCCAUGAGCCACCCCGUGGAGUCCAUCUUCACAGGCUCAGACGCGGCGUUCGCAAUCCUCGAGGACGACAGCCUCUACUCCUGGGGCUCUUCUCAGAACUACAUCUUGGGAAACGGCAAGGACCAGAACUUCGAAGAAACGCCCCAGCAGGUCCCGAGUGAAUUCUUCCCAGGGUUCAGGGUGAUCGGGGGAGCCGGAGGGUCGCAGCACACAGUUUUCCUGGCUGAGAAGGCGUAG